UUCUUGAAACACCUGGAAUUCAAACCCUCGCAUCCUUAAGCUAAAGUUAAAGAACACCCAAGUGGGAGUGUCAUAAAUCGAGGAAGUCUCUCUUUGUUCCUCAUCGCCUCUCAACAACCGGACAACUCGGUCAAUCUUCUUCACCUUUGGAAUCCUUAAGUUCAGAAAGCUCUAUAGUUCGAUCUCGUUAUAGUCGGACCGUCACUCUUUCUAGUAGUUCUUGAUACCUACCAACAAACCGCCGUCGAGCUAGUACAGAACAACCUUGCUAGUAUCACCACACCGGAACCCCCGAGCUUCAUAGCAUACGUCUUACAGACAACCCACACUGAACCACUAGAAACACUAAAGAGAAACGCAUAACGAAGCAUCAUGGGUAUCCCUAAGUUCUUCCGAUGGAUCUCCGAGAGGUACCCCCUCACGUCCCAACUCAUCACCCCGAACACGAUCCCUACUUUUGAUAACCUCUACCUCGACAUGAACGGGAUCAUUCACAACUGCUCCCACCCUCCCUCGACCGAGGGCGACAUGCACUUCCGGAUCACCGAGGAACAGAUGAUCCUCGCCGUUUAUGCCUACAUCGAUCACUUGUUCACCAAGAUCAAGCCGAGAAAGGUCUUUUUCAUGGCCAUCGAUGGAUGUGCGCCUAGGGCCAAGAUGAAUCAGCAGAGAAGCAGGAGGUUUAGGACUGCCAAGGAGAACAAGGAGGCACAGGAAAAGGCAGAGAGGAGUGGAGAGGUCUUGCCCGAAGAAAAGGCAUUCGACUCGAACUGUAUUACACCGGGGACACCAUUUAUGGCCCGUCUCUCGAAACAUCUCGAAUACUUUAUCAACAAGAAGAUAUCGGAAGACUCCGACUGGCGGGGUGUCAAGGUCAUCUUCAGCGGCCACGACGUCCCGGGAGAAGGAGAACACAAGAUUCAAGAAUUCAUCAGGUUGAACAAGGCUCAACCGGAUUACAACCCCAAUACCAGGCAUUGUCUAUACGGGCUCGAUGCCGAUCUCAUCAUGUUGGGUCUGCUCAGUCACGACCCCCACUUCUGUCUCUUGCGAGAGGAAGUCACUUUCGGCAGGAACAAGAAGAAGAGCGGAGGCCUGGCUGCUCAAAACUUUUUCCUAUUGCAUCUCUCGCUUUUGCGAGAAUACCUCGAUCUGGAGUUUUCUAGUAUCGCUGAGGCCAUGCCUUUCGAAUACGACCUCGAGCGGAUCAUUGACGAUUUCAUCUUGCUCUCGGUCUUCGUUGGAAACGAUUUCUUGCCGCAUCUACCGAACUUACAUAUCAACGAGGGAGCUAUGGAGGAAAUUUGGAACAUCUACAAGAGGGUUCUGCCUGUCGCUGGCGGCUACUUGAACUCUAGCGGUACGAUCAACGUCGAUCGGGUACAGCUGGUCAUGAACGAGCUGGCCAAGACCGAGAUCGAGUACUUUGAGCGGGAACACGCCGACCUGAACUGGUUCAAGGGCAAGCAAGAAAAGGAGAUCAAGGCGCUGGAGAACGCCAAGAAUCGAGGCAAGCUGGUCUUGACCAAGAACCAACGAGCGAUGUUUGACAAGGUCGAGAGAUUUGUUCUUGACCUCAUCGAACUCGACAAGAAGGAGAUCGACCAGGUCGAAUUCGUCAACAAUCUGCCGGCUCGGGACAGGACUUUCAUCCAGGACCUUGCCGAUGCUUUGCACGUCGACCUGGCUUGGGACGAGGUGGACGAGUACGGUCAGAGUCUUGUCGUAAUCGCUCCGGGUAUGCUCGCCCACAAGAGCAGUCCCGCUACUUCUGCAACCAAGAGCGAGCGUGAGCCCGUCAGUGACGAGGAGAGCUCCAGCGAUACAGCGGACGAGAGCGAUGACGAGGAUGCGGAAGGCAAGGCGGCUAUCAAGCGGGUCUUAGACAAGUACAGGAAGGCCAAGGUCAUCGACAAUAUCGAUGAGGACGCUCAAAAGUCUUACCAAACGGUCUUGCACGAACGACUGAAUGAAUGGAAAGACAACUACUACAAAACCAAACUCGAGGCCAAGGACGACAAGGAUGUCAAGCAGGUCGUCUACAAAUACGUUGAGGGUCUACAAUGGGUCAUGAAUUACUACUACAAGGGUUGUUCAAGUUGGGGCUGGUACUACCCUUACCACUACGCACCCAGAAUUACCGAUUUCGUCGGGCUAGGAGACAUGAAGUUUGACUUUGUCCUCGGACAACCUUUCAAGCCUUUCCAGCAGUUAAUGGGUGUUUUGCCGGCUGCAAGUUCCGAGCAUAUUCCCGUAGCGUACAGGGACCUCAUGUUUGACCCGAGCUCUCCUAUUCUCGACUUCUACCCUCAAGAUUUCGAGGAGGAUAUGAACGGAAAGAAGCAAUCCUGGGAGGCUACCGUUAAGAUCCCCUUCAUUGAUGGCGACAGGCUACUUCGAACGAUGGCCUCUCGAGACCACAGGCUGACUGCGGACGAGCAAGCACGAAACCAAUUGAGCGAUUACAGCACCAUGUUCAUCUACGACGAGAGCGCGUCGAACCACUACACUUCGUCGCUUCCGGGAUCAUUCCCGGAUCUGCCCAGGUGUAAAUGUCGCAUGGAGCCUUAUGCUUUGCCCGACCUCGGAAACGGCGUUGAGCUCAUUACUGGACUCAUUGAUGGCGUUCACCUUGGUGCUUCGGCUCUGGCUGGAUUCCCUUCGAUGAAGACACUGCCGCAUCACGCCCAGCUCAACCAUCACGCCAUCAACGUUCAUGGACAGGACAGCAGGAACAUCUCGAUGGUCAUUACCAUCGAAAACGCCUUCGAGAACGUCAAAACCUCCGAGCUGGCAGGCAAAAUGGUCGGGGAGAGGACUUUCCUACACUGGCCUUUCCUGCAAGAAGGAAUGGUCGUUGCUCUUUCGGACGAACUUUUCCGUUAUGAGAAAGGCCCUCGAGGUGUCAUUGCCACGCCUCACGAGCCCAACUCGCUGAUCGACUUCCGAAAGAAAUCGCACCGCAUCGAGGACCACUACUCGAAACGCUUCGGGGUCGUGACUGGACAGAUCGAUGUCCUGAUGCACGUCAGACCUUUGCAAGGUCUGAAGCGAAUGGACGAUGGCUCUCUGCUCAAGGAUUAUGCUGAAAAGGAGAAGGAAAUCGAGCAGGCCGUCCAGAUGGCUGUCCGCCAGGUUGCGUUCGAGGAUGAACGAUAUUUGGAACAAGACCCGCCAUCACUGCCUGCCGAAUUCCCCAAGGGUACUAGGGUAUUGUUCUUGGGCGACCACGCUUAUGGUGCCGCAGCCCAAGUCACUGAAGCUACUGAACAAGCUUUGACCGUAGAACUGGCUUACUUUGCCAAUGAAGCCAGUGAACCCGCUGUCUAUUCUCGACUCGUUCACUCGCGGCCGAACGAGAGAUACCACCCGAACCCUCUCAUCGCCAGAGGAUUGGGAGUCUCGUCGUUGGCCAUGUCUCGAAUCAUGUCUACAGUCUUGAUCGAGACUAGCGAUGGACGCAAGUACAACAUCGGACUCAGCCUCAAGUUCGACGCCAAGGGUUUGAAGGUUCUCGGGUACAGCAGGAAGAACGAUCGAGGUUGGGAGUUCAGUCAAGCUGCCUAUGAGCUGUGCGCGCAGUACAAGAACGAGUUCCCGGACGUCUUUGAGAGGCUUGAUGGCAACGAUCGUGGGAUCGCCCGUUCCAGGGACAUGUUCCCCAAUGCACCCAACCCGGAUACUCGCGUCAAGCAGGUUCGGGAAUGGUUGAAGGACCGCGGAGUUCUCGACCUCGAACCUGUGUCCCUCUUUGCAGAACAGUUGGACAAGACGACUGUGAAAGCCUUGGAGAAGACGGCCGAUGAGUUCAACUCGCAGAGGCAUCUGACCAAGAUCAAGCGGGUCGUCAUCAAGGCAGUGCCUAGGCAAGCUCUGCUGAAGCCGACACAUGCCCUCUACCGUUUACAAGGACAGGUCUUUGCUAUCGGAGACCGGGUCAUCAUGGUAUCAGACGCGGCAGUCGGCGGUGUUCCCUUCUCGCUCAAGGGAGUCGUCAUCGGUCUCAACGCAACCUCGAUCGACGUGGUCUGGGACUCUCCCUUUAUCGGUGGAGAGACGUUGACCGGUCGAUGCUCCGAGCACCGUGGCUCGAUCGUUCCCUUUGCCUCAUGUCUCAACCUGACCAGGAAACAAUUCGCCGUCAACAAGUCGUCUGCUCCGAAAGCAAUGGGCCGGGACCCUGCCUUCCAGCCCAAGUUUGGCCCUCAGCCUGUCGUCCCUGGUCAGCAUUUCAGGGCCAAUCAGCAAUUCCAGCCUCAGGUGAACGCAGCCUCGCAAGGCUUCAGGCCCCGGCCUCCUGUUCAUCAAGGACCCAUGCAAUAUGGUAAAGCUGCGCAAGGCAUUCGACCUCGGCCGGCUCCAGCGGCGGCACAAGGGAACACGCCUCAGGUACAGAUCCUGCAUCAGGCUCUGACUGGAAAGACUGGUGGACCUAUCCGGCCUGUGCGUGGACGAGGCGGAUUCGCCGCUCGGCCUAUGAAUGGCCAUGCUGUUGCUCCACCUCACGCAGCUGUACCUGUUCCGCACAACGGCGCAACCCCAGUCGUUCGCCCUACUCGGGGUCAUCCACGAGGUCGAGGUGGAUUCGCCGGACGAGGUCGAGGCGCUUCAAAUGGCACGCCUUCCGCUCAGAGUGCGGCCUAAGAUUGCUUGCGCUACGCGUUAGUCAUGAUGUCAUUAGGUCGUCAUGUUGUAUUUGCUGCUAGUAAGCAAUAUGCUAUAUGCGUCAAUUGUAGGCAUUCCUCUUGUUCUUUCGCACGCCCAUUUCGUCUGCUUGUUUUUCCAACAACCUUUCGAUGUAUCCACCUUCUGGGAACGUCCUGUUCCAUUGAUUAUGCAAAUGAAUGCUCCAGAUCUGGUUUAUGCGCUUCUCCAGGUGCUGUCUGCCGUCCCGGAUGGGACCCUCGCCGGACGGAUCAGACCAAU
This is a messenger RNA of Filobasidium floriforme, 4926 nucleotides long. Its product is annotated as XRN 5'-3' exonuclease N-terminus-domain-containing protein. Lineage: Eukaryota; Fungi; Basidiomycota; Tremellomycetes; Filobasidiales; Filobasidiaceae. Gene Ontology annotation, cellular component: nucleus. The record is from RefSeq and is a predicted model, not a curated record. Gene Ontology annotation, biological process: rRNA catabolic process; nuclear-transcribed mRNA catabolic process. The transcript is spliced from 12 exons. The coding region runs from base 373 to 4644 and encodes 1423 amino acids. Gene Ontology annotation, molecular function: 5'-3' RNA exonuclease activity; RNA binding.